GGAGUGCUAUUCAUUUCAACAUGGCAGCGAACAGCAGUAGCAGCACGGCCAGUAAAAGCAGUGGAGGAAAGCAGUCCGGUCCCUCUGCUGAGCAGGUUGUGGCAACUUUCCAAAGGAUGCGGCAGGAGCAGCGCAGCAUGGCCUCAAAGGCUGCUGAACUAGAGAUGGAGAUCAAUGAACACAGCCUGGUAAUAGACACACUGAAAGACGUUGACCCCUCACGGAAGUGCUAUCGUUUAGUUGGAGGUGUUCUUGUAGAAAGGACUGUUAAAGAAGUUCUUCCUGCAUUGGAAAACAAUAAAGAACAGAUAUCAAAGAUUGUUGAGUCACUCAACACACAAAUGCAGACAAAAGGUCGGGAGCUGACAGAAUACAGGGAACGCUACAACAUCCGGUUGGUUGGUGAAGAUGACCGACAAGGCAAAGGCAACAGUGGUCAAUCUAAAGAAAGUGAAGGAGGAGGGUCUAAAAGUGGAGCAGGAGUCCUCGUUUCUUAGUCGAUAUAAAACUGUACUUGAUGGUGUAAAGUUGACAUGGUGUAGAGAGCCUGAAUAUUGUGAAGUCACAAUUUACAUGUGAAUUUUGUAUAUUCAUAAUAUAAAAUUCUAAUAUCUCUUUCAAUUACACUGUAGACCAUAAUACACCACAACUGAUCUUGAGAAUUCUUGUAGUUACACAGUACAGUCAUAACAAGUUAACAUGAUGAAUUCAUUUUAAGUAGUGCAGACUUGAACUCUGAUCCUUCACUCCUUGUUAUUGCUUCACAUGCGCAACAUUUAGGUUUUAACACACCAGCCUGGUGUUCUACAUAUCAUGAUGCUUAUUGAGAAACUGCAUUUGCCAUUUACAUUUCAAUAAACGUACAGAAAUAAACUGUUACGUCAUGAACUUAACAACACACCAAUUAAAACUACAUUUUCAAACUAGAAACUGAAGAGAUGAAUGUGUUGAGUAUCACUAUUAAUAAACUACAUUUUCAUGAAGACAUAAAUGCUCGCAGGCCUUUAUUUGGCCUCUCUUAUGCCCUAAUAAUACAUUUGUUUAGAAAUUGUAUCUUAGGAAAAGGAAAAAGCAUUUUGUGGUCACUUAUUGAUUCUAGAGCAUAUAACAGUCCUACUUAAGAUCAUUUGCCAAAAACAAUAGUCAGCAAAGCUUUUUUAUGUUUGUAUUUUUUGUUAUUGAAUUAAAAAGCACUCUUGAACACCC
Messenger RNA from Trichomycterus rosablanca, 1206 nucleotides. It is a transcript of the gene pfdn2, whose product is annotated as prefoldin subunit 2. The record is from RefSeq and is a predicted model, not a curated record. The transcript is spliced from 4 exons. Gene Ontology annotation, molecular function: protein folding chaperone. Bases 21 to 497 code for a protein of 158 amino acids. Lineage: Eukaryota; Metazoa; Chordata; Actinopteri; Siluriformes; Trichomycteridae. Gene Ontology annotation, cellular component: prefoldin complex; cytoplasm. Gene Ontology annotation, biological process: protein folding.